AUGCGUUCCUCAGCUUUCAGUAUUCGAUCUCUUCUCCAUCCGAGCGGUACGGGUGGUCACUCAGUCCCUUGGUUGGUCAGUAUCAGUCCCACACGCCUCCCCGCCACGCCUCCACGCCACGCCUCCACGCAGUCACGCCGCCACGCCACUGUGUUAGAUGAAGAUUGCGUGGGUGGUGUGUGUGUAGCAGCGUGGGCGGCAUGGGCGGCAGCAGCACCCACAAAAAACAGUGCCUCUCCCAGCAGUUCCUUGGACAGUCACAGACCAAUCAGGCGCGUUCAGAGAGACACAGACGAUGAAUCGGAGGAGUCGGAGUCUCUGAGCACGAUAGAGCAGGCGGAGGUCAUCACCAUCCCGUCACUAUCACCGUCACUGCAGCACAAGCGACACACUGUUGACGCUGACUUACCCACAGCAAGCCUCACUUCUACCUCUGGAGUGGGCUUAGGUCUUCCCUCCACUCAGUCCUUCAGUAACCCUGCCUCCGUGGUCCCGUCUGGCGUACCACUGGACCUGAACACCGUAGAUCCCGCGUACCAUGUGGCUCUGGGCGCGCCCAACCCUUCCUUCUCAACGCCAGACUUCUUCGCGCAGGAACUAGAAGCUCUCGAGGACUUGAUCCAGUCUCGCUCGUUACCCAGCGGAGCCUCUGUGUCAAUUGGCGGCGGGAAUGGCGUUGGGGGGCAGGUGGCGGCCAGUCCCGUGGGUGUCCCACUACAAGUAACAGAGAUCGGGGGUCUACAAGGGGACCCACAAAUAAUCCCAGGGGACAUUCUGAACCUUAACGCAGGAGACUUGCAGGGACUGCAGGGCGCGUCCUUCGGGGCUGGGAGUGCACUGCAGGGCGACUUGGCAACCUUUGUCGGCACUGACCUGCUGGGAAACACCGGGGACCUGCAAGGCGUGGCGGAAAGCUUUGGGGGCUCUUAUCUAGGAUCUGAGGGUCUUGAGGGGCUGCAGCUGACACCUACAGGGUUUGGAGGGCUGCAGGGUGAUUCCUACGGGGUGGCCUUGCCCCUCGGAAACACAGGGGGACUACAGGGUGGGUCAGCUGGCUUCGAGGGUGUUUCUUUAUCGCUUGGUGACACUGCAGGGCUACAGGGUGGGUCAGCAGGCUUAGACGGGCUACAGAGCGGUUCUUACGGUGUUUCUUUGCCUCUUGGCAACACUGCAGGGCUACAGGGUGGGUCAGCAGGCUUUGAGGGCGUUUCCUUACCGCUUGGCAACACUGCAGGAGUACAAGGUGGGUCAGCAGGCUUGAAUGGGCUACAGAGCGGUUCUUACGGUGUUUCUUUGCCUCUUGGCAACACAGAAGGCUACGUGGGUGGGUCUGGGGGCCUGGACGCGCUGCAGGCUGGGUCUUACGGAGUGUCGCUGCCUUUUGGCAGCUCUGGAGACCUGCAGCUCGGAGGGGUGAGUCUGGGUGACCUGCAGACUCACUUAGGUGUGAACACAGCAAACUUUGGCGUUGGUGGACUUGACGGAGUGACUCUACAGGCUGCAGGAUCAGAUGGGGCAGGCGUGACCUUCACUGACGCAACAGCGCCAAGCCUUGACACCGGCGGAAUUCCCCUUGGAGCCUCAGGAGUGUCAGACGUGACUUUGGCGGGUCUGGAUAACGUCGGGGUGCCUCUCGCUGAGGCUGUGGAGAUCAAUCACUUUUCGGGGGACCCCACUGAGGUACCGGGGACCUUCACUGCCUCCUCCUUUGACCCUGCCUCCCUGGACAGCCUGGGCCAGCUGCUCAGCGACAACGUAGAGGAUAUCGAGGAUCCCAGCCAGCCCCUGGGAAGUUUUCUCAUGGACAUCAACGGCAAGAACGGCAUGAUGGUCCUUCCCGCCUCGGAGCUGGCGGCUCUGCAGAAUGGCGAGCUGAGCGUGACGGCUGCCGCCAACGCCUCGCUCCACACUAACUUUUCACUCAGCGCGGAGCUCAACGACGACGGUUUCCUGGACAUUGAUCUUGAUGGCCUCGCCGGAGACGCCAACGAUCUCGAAGUGGCCCCGAGUCUGGCCACCAUCCUGGCCACCACCCUCAGCGGCAACUUCAGCACCAUCGACCUGCUCGCCUCUGCCUCAGCGCCCACCGGCAGCACCUUCACUACCACCACCACCACCACCACCACUACCACCACCACCACCGAGGGUCCGCCACGCCUGGGAAAGAUCCUGCCCAACCUGCUGUCCGCCAAGGGAGAGUUCUUCGGUACGCUGCUGGGCGGCCUGACUGACAUCGCAGAGACCAUUUACAGAGCCAUCACGGAGACUGACUGGACGGCAGCCCCCGCGACACACUCCUACUCCCAACACUGACGGGCCGCGGCACGCCACCUGAUGGCUGCUUGAUUCCUGGCGGUGCAGCUGGCCCAACGCAGCAGCAGCAGCAGCCAUCCUGCCUAUGCUCAUCCUGGUGUGGCACUCGCACACACACACACACACACACACACACACACACACACACACACACACACACACACACACACACACACACACACACACACACACACACACACACACACACACACACACACACACACACACACACACAGGGGGGAUAGAGAUUUUUGACCUCACAAAAUCAGGCAUCACUAGAUUCUGCUGAUAUCAAAGUGUUUGGACUCCGCGCUUAGCGAUCUGUGGUGAAGAAUCGAGGAAUCGACAAAUAUUCAGGUUUAGAAUGCUAACAUAUGUAUACGAAUCUAAGUGCAGCAUUAAAACUCCAUGAUAUUGGUGAUGAAAAAAAAAAAAAAAAAUAGGAAAACAACAAAAACAGGAGACGCAUUAACAAGCACAAGACAGUAAACACACACCGUUACAAUUCCAAUGAGACUACAAGAAGAAGAAGAAGAAGAAGAAGAAGAAGGCUGCAGGUUGGCUUUCAGUAAUAGUUUAAGUGUCCUUUGUGUCGUCAAGCUAUUUUCUUUAGUUCUUAAUUAACUCCACUGACCUUUAGUUACUGAUUCCCUUUAACGUGUACAUAGUUUUAUAUUAUACCAAACACAUUCCCGUAACAUAUCGUGGCGUGUGUCUGUGUCCAUGUUUCCUCUCCCCGUCAGUCUGUUCGUCUCUGUUGCUUCAUUAUCUUUAUUACUUGCGUUUAAUCAAGUGUAAAAUAAACUACAGAAUGUC
Messenger RNA from Portunus trituberculatus (swimming crab), 3129 nucleotides. RefSeq lists its product as uncharacterized. The record is from RefSeq and is a predicted model, not a curated record. NCBI's taxonomy places the organism in Eukaryota, Metazoa, Arthropoda, Malacostraca, Decapoda, Portunidae. The transcript has 5 exons. The coding region runs from base 1 to 2313 and encodes 770 amino acids.